This is a messenger RNA of Trichoderma aggressivum f. europaeum, 1524 nucleotides long. RefSeq lists its product as uncharacterized. Gene Ontology annotation, cellular component: peroxisome. Gene Ontology annotation, molecular function: ATP binding; phosphomevalonate kinase activity. NCBI's taxonomy places the organism in Eukaryota, Fungi, Ascomycota, Sordariomycetes, Hypocreales, Hypocreaceae. The record is from RefSeq and is a predicted model, not a curated record. The coding region runs from base 1 to 1524 and encodes 507 amino acids. The transcript is spliced from 2 exons. Gene Ontology annotation, biological process: isopentenyl diphosphate biosynthetic process, mevalonate pathway; ergosterol biosynthetic process.
AUGCCCACCGCAAACGCCUCCGUCGCCGUCUCCGCGCCAGGCAAAGUGCUCCUGGCCGGCGGCUACCUGGUGCUGGACCGCUCCUACACGGGCCUGGUGCUGGGCCUGAGCGCGCGCAUCAAUGUCAUCGCCGGCGAGAUCCUCACGACCGAGGGCGUUCAGCUCAACGAGAUUGUCGUCGAUAGCCCGCAGUUCCAGGACGCGCAGUGGCGCUACGGCUACCACCUUGCACCGGAAAAGGGGGGCAUCAAGGUGACCCAGCUGCAGGUGGAGAACAAGACACGACAAGACGUCCCGAUUCCCUCGAGCAAUGAGACAAGGUCUCUCAAUUCAAUUAAAAGCAAAGUUCCCUCUGUCUGCUUCUGCCUGUUCCAAGGCACGCAAAAUCUCUGCUUCUUCCUUGUUCGAAAACGGCCUUGUUUUCAACUCUUUACUGACAUUUGCCGUGUCUUGGUUCCUCAUCUCAGCGGCCCCACCAUCUCAGCCAACCCCUUCGUUGAGACGACGCUGAGCUACGCCCUCACCUACAUCGAUGCCGUUGUCUCGUCCAAGCACACUCACAGCGCCAUCAAGUCUUCACGCCUCAUCAUCCUUGCUGACAACGACUACUACUCCCACUCUCACGCCUCCUCGUCUGGCCGGUUCGCCAAGUUCCCCGUCACCCUUCAGGGGGCCAACAAGACUGGCCUCGGCUCCUCCGCAGCUCUCGUCACCUCCCUCACUGCCUCCUUGCUCACUCACUACCUGCCGGCCAGCGUCUUCGACCUCUCCUCCAAGCAGGGCAAGCAGACGCUUCACAACCUCGCCCAGGCCGCGCACUGUGCCGCCCAGGGCAAGGUCGGCUCGGGCUUCGAUGUCGCCGCCGCCGUGUAUGGGUCCUGCACCUACCGCAGGUUUUCACCCGCCGUCUUGAGUGUGCUGCCCGAGCCCGGCGCCCCUGGAUUCAGCGACAAGCUCCUCGCAGUCGUAGACGGCGACAAGUGGGACGUCGAAGUGCAAGACGAUGGUGUCACCGUGCCACCAGGGCUGGUCCUACGCAUGUGCGACGUCGACUGCGGUAGCCAAACCGUCAGCAUGGUGAAGAAGGUCCUCUCGUGGCGCGGCCAAGACGAGCAGCACUCAACGGGCCUCUGGAACGACCUCCAGUCCAAGAACGAGGACCUGGCCGCCACGCUCAAGGCCGGCGCCCUCGACCAGCUCCCCACCAAGCUCAGCCAGGUCCGCGAGCUGAUCCGCCAGAUGGGCCGUGAGAGCGGCGUUCCCAUCGAGCCCGACACGCAAACCGAGCUACUCGACGCCGUCAGCGCCCUCGAUGGCGUCUACGGCGGCGUCGUGCCUGGUGCUGGCGGCUACGAUGCCCUCGCCCUGCUGAUGCGAGACGACGACCAGACGCUGGCCCAAGUGCAGGAUUUCCUGGCCACCUGGAGUCGCGAAAAAGGCUCAAAGGUGAAGCUUUUGGGGGUAAAGGGGGAGAUGGAGGGGGUUCGCCAGGAGAGCUUGGACGUGUACGACGGGUGGCUAUAG